Penicillium malachiteum is the source of this 294-nucleotide messenger RNA. Its product is annotated as 4F5 domain protein. The record is from RefSeq and is a predicted model, not a curated record. The transcript is spliced from 3 exons. The coding region runs from base 1 to 294 and encodes 97 amino acids. NCBI's taxonomy places the organism in Eukaryota, Fungi, Ascomycota, Eurotiomycetes, Eurotiales, Aspergillaceae.
AUGACUCGUGGUAACCAGCGUGAUACUGAUCGGGCUAAGGCCCAGAAGAAGGCUCAAGGUCAAAAAUCCAAGAACAGCAUGAGUGGUACCCAGUACCAGAAGUCCAAGGAGGAUGCCGCCACUAUCAUGCGCGAGAAGCAGCGCAAAGCGGAUGAGAAAAAAAGCUGCAGAAGCGGCGGGAGGAAAGAAAUGAUCCCCCCCACGACCGUGUCCCUCCCUACCUCGAUACCCAAGUACAAACUCAACUCGCGAUUCAUAUUCGACGAAAAUAAUACAUGGGCGGCAGGGAGUUGA